Messenger RNA from Medicago truncatula (barrel medic), 4698 nucleotides. RefSeq names its product TMV resistance protein N. The transcript has 6 exons. The coding region runs from base 147 to 4556 and encodes 1469 amino acids. Gene Ontology annotation, biological process: defense response; signal transduction. Gene Ontology annotation, molecular function: ADP binding. Lineage: Eukaryota; Viridiplantae; Streptophyta; Magnoliopsida; Fabales; Fabaceae. The record is from RefSeq and is a predicted model, not a curated record.
UCAAUUAAAACGUAGCUGAAGUCCCAAAAUAGAUGAUUGAGCGAAGGCAUCGUGGCAUUCGAUUCAAUCUUCCUGCUACGUUCGUUGACUUUUAAUAGUGUUGAAACUCAUCUCCAGCACACAAAGACGUCAUCUCCAUCGAUCUAAUGGAUGUGCAAGCUUUCUUCACCUACGAUGUGUUCCUCAGUUUCAGAGGUUCAGAUACGCGAUAUGGUGUAACGGGAUAUCUGUACAAAGCUCUGACUGACAAAGGGAUCCGUACCUUCAUUCAUGAUUCGGAGCUUCAAAUAGGAGAUGAGAUCACUCCAUCGCUUUUUAAGGCAAUCGAAGAGUCUAGGAUUUGUAUAAUUAUAUUUUCUACGAACUAUGCCUCUUCUAGCUUUUGCUUGGAUGAACUCACCGCAAUCCUAUACAGCUAUGAGGAGGAGAGAAAUGGUCGUGUGGUUUUUCCAGUGUUUUAUCACGUGGAAUCUUCUGUUAUUCGACACGGGAGAGGAAGUUACGGUGACGCACUCGCUAAGCAUGAGGAGCGGUUCAUGAAGGAUGGCGUGCAUAGGGUCAAAAAAUGGAGGACUUCGCUGUGCAAAGCGGCUAAUCUCUCCGGCUAUCAUUUCACGGGGGACGGAUAUGAACAUGAAUUUAUUGAGGCUAUUGUUGAGUAUGUCUGUAAACAAGUUACUCAUGUUGUUCCUUUACAUACUGCUGAUGCUGAUCAAGCUGUUGGAAUUGAGCCUCGAGUGAACAACGUAAACUCACUUCUGGAUCUUGGUUCUGAUAAUGUACUCCUAUUAGGGAUAUAUGGAAUGGGUGGGAUAGGCAAAACUACAAUUGCUCGAGCUGUUUAUGAUUCAAUCAGCGACCAGUUUGAAGGUCUGUGCUUUCUCAAUAAUGUUAGAGAUGAUUCAGAUAAAUUUGGCCCAAUGCAUCUCCAAGAGACCAUGCUUUAUGAGACAUGUGGAUUGAAGAUUAAACUUGGAGGUGUGAAUGAGGGAAUUAGAAUCAUUAAGCAGAGGCUCAGCAAGAAAAAGGUUCUUUUGGUUCUUGAUGAUGUUAACAAAUUGAUGCAGCUAGAGGUUAUUGCAGGAGCAUACGAUUGGUUUGGUCCUGGAAGCAGGAUCAUAAUUACAACACGGGAACAUCAUUUGUUAGUAAUGCAUGGGGUUGAUAUAAUAUAUGAGGUAGAUGAAUUAAGUGAAGGAGAAUCUCUUGAUUUGCUUUGUCGGAGUGCUUUCAAAACAAACAAAGUUGAUCCAAGUUAUGCAGACAUUUUGAAACGUGUAUUCACUUUUACCUCUGGGCUUCCAUUAGCUUUGAGAGCAGUAGGCUCCUACUUGUUUGGCAGAAACAUAAAUGAAUGGGAAAGUGCAUUGGAUCUGUAUGAAAGAAUUCCUCACAACGAUAUCCAAACAAUACUCAGGAUAAGCUUUGAUUCCUUGGAGGAAGAAGAAAAGGAUAUAUUUCUUGAUAUUGCUUGUUUCUUCAAUGGAGAUAAGUUAGAAUACGUCGAAGAUAUACUUUUGGCUCGUUAUGGUGUAUCUGUGCGCUAUAGUAUUCGUGUAUUGAUUGAAAAAUCUCUCAUAUACAUUGAUAAAGGUCUUGUGACAUUACAUAACCUGGUAGAAGACAUGGGUAAAGAAAUUGUCCGACAAGAAUCACCAAAGGAGCCAGGCGAACGUAGUAGGUUAUGGUUUGUCAAUGAUGUAGUUCAAGUUUUAGAAGACAAUUCGGGAUCUGCUGCAAUUGAAAUCUUAUUUCUGGAUUUUCCCAUACAUGCAAUGAACUCAAAUGGAUCCAAAGGUGGAGAAGUAAAUUGGGAUGGAGAAGCUUUAAAGAACAUGCGAAACCUCAAAACACUUGUUAUUAGAAAUGGAAGUUUUAACCAAGGCCCCACACAUCUUCCCAAUAGUUUAAGAGUGUUGGAAUGGUGGGGGUAUCCUUCACCAUCAUUACCAAAUGAUUUUCAUCCAAAGAAACUUGCCAUGCUCAAGUUACCUGAAAGUUGCCUAAGGAUAAGUGAACCAAUUCAGGGGGUCAUAAAUUUGACAGUUCUGGAUUUCAGCUACAGUGAUUGGAUAACUCAUAUACCUGAUGUAUCUGGCCUCCAAAAUUUAGAAAAAAUAUAUUUUAAACAAUGUGAAAACUUAACUCGAAUUCACGAGUCAGUUGGACUGCUGGAAAAACUUAGAAUAUUGAAUGUUGUUCAUUGCAAGAAGCUCAGUGCUUUACCGCCCAUCAGAUUGACCUCUCUUGAACACCUCAAUCUUUCACAUUGCUCAGUUCUUGAGAGUUUCCCUGAAAUAUUGGGGAAGAUGGAAAAUCUAACAGAGCUUCAUAUAAUGGGUAGUCCUAUAAAAGAAUUGCCUUAUUCAAUUCAAAACCUUAUUCGGCUUCGAAAGUUAGAACUACACAUCUGUGGAAUGGUUCGGUUACCAAGUAGCAUUGUUAUGUUGCCAGAACUUAGUUUGAUGUGUGUUUCGAAAUGCCAAAGGUUGUGGUUUUCUGAACAGGACAAAGGUGAAGAAUUGGAGUCCAAGUCAUCAAAGACAGAGCAUCUUACUCUGUCAUAUUGCAACAUAUCAGAUGAGUUACUUCCAAUAGGUCUUGCCUGGUUUGCCAAUGUGAAAGAUUUGAACCUAUCAGGGAAUAAUUUUGAAACUCUUCAUGCAUGCAUCAAAGAGUGUCCCUUUCUGAGGAACCUUAAAAUGGAUUAUUGCGAUAAUAUACAAGAAAUUAAAGGGCUACCAUGGAAAUUAGAAUCAUUUUCUGCAAAAGGAUGCACAUCCUUGAAAUACAUGGACCUGGCAGGAGAAAGUCACUCUUUGAGAGAACUUAUUCUAGAUGAUUGUGUGUUUCUUCGAGAAAUUAUAGGGGAUCUUCCUAACUUGAAUCAUUUCUCUGCAAAAAACUGUGUAUCAUUGACUUCCCAAUGUACAAGCAUGUUAAUGAAUCAGGAAUCGGUAGAAGCUGGAAACAAGAUGUUUUCUUUGCCUGGGAAAAAGAUACCGGAUUGGUUUGCACUACAAUCAAGGGAAGAGUCAACCGCUUUCUAUUUUCGCAACAAAUUCCCUGCAGUAUCUGUGUGUCUUGUUAUUGGACAUCUGGAUGAGAAACCUAUCGCAGUUAAUUUUAGCCCAAAAGUGUUUAUCAAUGGUAAUAAACUAUCCUCUGGCAAUCAGUUUGUCUACAAUUUCAGGGUAGCAACGGAUCAUAUACUUUUAUUCGAUUUGCGGCUGUUAAAAUUUGAAGAUAAUGGGGAUGCAUUGUUUUUAGACAAUGAGUGGAAUCAUGUGGUGGUUUCAUAUGUGGAUCAUAUUACUGACAAUGAAGUUCCAAUAAGAGUGGUUUCCAAAUAUAGCGGAAUCCAUGUAUUUAACCAAAUAAGUGGAAUGGAAGAUAUCCGAUUCACCAUUCCCCAGAAAACAUUGAUAAAUGCAACUUUGGAUUCUACAAAUUCAAUGAUGGUGCCAUCUCAAAAAGUAAGGAUCAUGACAAAGAGACCCGAGGAAGACCAGACCGUGGUGCUGUCACCCACACUCAAAUCAAUCCAAUCUCCCUCUCCAACUUCUGAAGUCGUAAAAGGCCUUGUCCCUCUACCCACAUUUCCAGUUAAGAGGCCUUUGCCAGAUGUGGGAGAAGAAAUUUCAGAGAAUCUUUCAGAUGAAGAAGUUUGUGUUACUGCAAUUCAAAAAGACCUUCCAGUCAUUCAAAGAUGUAGUGAAGGCGAUGACGUCGAGCUGGAAUCCAUAUCCUGUGAAGAAAAGUAUUCUUCAAACACUGAAGGUUCUGACUCAGAUGAUCCCUUCGACUUGGUUAAUAGAAAACUGUAUGACAGUGGCAUGGCAACCAUAUCUUCUGGGGAAAGAUCUGGAGAUGCAUCUAUGAGAUCAAUUAGAGAGGCUAUUAAUGGCUUGGAGCUGUUAAUGGUUAACGACUUAUCCGAAGUCUCUUCUGAUCCCGCCAAACUGUCCGAACUUCAUCAGUUGUUGGAUCUACUGAGUACAAGUAGCCACCCCAAGGUGACUGUAGAGGUGAAGGAGGCUAUUGUAGAGUUCAAGAAAAAUGUCUUUUUAUCAUUCCAAGAAUUCCAAUCUGCUGCUGAGUCUGUCAACAAACUGAAGAAUUUUGAAAGGCAGCUGGCCGUAAUUCAGCAGAAGACUAUGGAAGGCAAGGGUCAAAGAACGGACCUCAAAAACACAAUAAAAAAGGUUUCUUUGGCCAUGACAGCUGAAAUUAGUAGGAAGAAGGAGCUAGAGGCAGAGAAUGCAACUUUAAGGAUACAGCUAGAUACCAAUGAAAGGGAACUUGAACAAGUUGUGCUGAAUCUCAAGAAUCAGGAGGAAAUACUCUCAACCUAUUCAACGAGUUGUGCUUCUCUCAACGAGCAAGCUCGAGCACUAUUAAAACAAACUGAUGAUCUACUUGCAGCAAGCAGUGGGAUCAAGCAAGAUGGUGAAGCGGCUGAAUUAAAGCAAAGUAGAAUCAAGUUGACCUGGUCUAUUGACCUAACUAGCCAGCUUAACAAAAUGAAAAAAACCAUUCUUGGCUUUUUUGAGUAAGAUGUGUUUUUUUUUUUUUUUUGACAAUGAGUAUGAUGUGAUAUUUGUUUUGAAGAAACUAGAUCGUCUACCCGUGCUGCCGCACGGGUCAUAUAUAGUUUAAAACAUUACUUGCAUAAUGAAAGUAUUUCGUUGUCAAUAA